This is a messenger RNA of Trypanosoma brucei brucei TREU927, 831 nucleotides long. RefSeq lists its product as hypothetical. The record is from RefSeq and is a predicted model, not a curated record. The coding region runs from base 1 to 831 and encodes 276 amino acids. NCBI's taxonomy places the organism in Eukaryota, Euglenozoa, Kinetoplastea, Trypanosomatida, Trypanosomatidae. The transcript has a single exon.
AUGUCAAGUCGCUACUUCGCAGCGGCCAUUGUUCUAAUUUACCUCAUGGGCGUGACUUCGGCUGACCCGCCGGAUGAAGAUGAUGAUGCGGAGGAAACCGAAGACUCGGGACUUGUACCGGAAACUGGACCGAAUACCAGCGAUGAAAGCGCAAAGAGAAAAGACAGUGUUAAUUCCUCACUUAUACUUAUGGGUCCCUCAAUACGGUAUUUUGCAGUGGUUACAAGACGCACCAUGGAUGAAAUCACCAAAGCCAUACUGGAGGAUCUUUCAAGGUGCUUCUGCAAACAAUUCUGGAUCGUACGGGACGCGUAUGGUGGUCCUCUCAACAAGCAAUGCGAUAUCUCCUUGCUAGAGGAGCAAAUAAGCUUUCGCAAAAACCUUUAUGCAUACGGUUUGUACUUUGGUGCGUCAAUGGAGUGGAACACAAACGCACACAGAAUCCGAAGGCGAAGUUCUGACAAUAGACACGACCCCAUUAAGUUUCCCACUAAAUGCAUGGUAUCACUUGCGGAAGUGCUCCAUCCCAUCACCAAAAGAAAUGAUAUGCUUGCGUUUAGCUCGCAGGCUAUAUUUAUUGGGGAAAAUUUGAAAAAUGUCCCGUAUAAGAGGCUGGACCCUCCUUGCAGUAUUGGUCAGUUCUGCCACGAAAGUACCAUUUCAACCAUUAUCAUGGUGGGCAUCGGUGGCUUUCUAAUAUGUGUUGUGGUGUUCAUGAAGACCAAAGAGGAUAUUUCCUUCUGGAUUAUGACUGUUACAGGGAAAGAGGAAGAGCUGCCAAAUGAAGCAGUGUUGCAGAUGGGACAAUCCGCAGCACGUAAUACCAAUUAA